Messenger RNA from Emericellopsis cladophorae, 624 nucleotides. RefSeq lists its product as uncharacterized. Lineage: Eukaryota; Fungi; Ascomycota; Sordariomycetes; Hypocreales; Bionectriaceae. The record is from RefSeq and is a predicted model, not a curated record. The coding region runs from base 1 to 624 and encodes 207 amino acids. The transcript is spliced from 2 exons.
AUGAGCACCGCCACCAAAGACAACGACACCAAGUCCAAGAAGGACUUGAGUGACAAGAUGAACGCGCCGCCGAAGCAAGAAGAGCAGGAGGAGCCGAGUCAAAGCCCAGAGCAGAGCAACGGCACCGCGCAAGAAGACAAGCCAGAGCAGCCGUCGUCGCAAGACCAGGACGACAAGGCCAAGCCCGACACGGACAAGGCCACCGACGGGGACAAGCCGGAGGACGCCAAGAAGGCAGACCAAGCCGACGACAAGGUCAAGCAAGAACCCAAGGACGAGGACUCGAGCGCCGAGUUUGAGGACGCCGUCGACGACUCGUCUGCACGUGACGAUGACGACUCCUCAGAGGAAGAGACUGAUGACUCAGAGGAAGACGAGAGCGAGAGCGAGGAGGAGGAGGAGGAGCCCACCACGCCAAAGGGCCAGCUCACGCGCCGCAAGAAGCAGUGGGAGGAACAGCGCCAGCUGCAGCAGAAGCAGAAGCAGCAGGCGCAGCAGCAAGGUGGUGGCGGCGGCGGCGGUGGGAAGAGCGAGUCCCUCAAGCUGAGGCUGGACCUCAAUCUGGAGAUUGAGAUUGAGCUGAAGGCGCGGAUCCACGGUGACCUUGAGCUUUCUUUACUGUAG